AAUCAAAAAAAUCAAACAUUUUAACUGAAUAAACUAAAAUUAAUAGUAAUUUAAAAUAAUAGUUAUAUUUUAGAAGAUUAAAAAAAAAAAACUUAAAACCGAACCAAUGUCCAGCUUAAACAGAUUUAAUGUUUUUUAUUAAAAAUAACGAGAAUAAUAAUCACAUCCCGCGCAAGUAUUCCCUACUCAUUUUUGUAAAUAAGGGGAAAACUAAUCAAUGCUGACAUUAAGUAUUCAAAUGUUUGAUCAACGUCUAACAACGUUUUUAUACAUGACAUACGCCACAAGAACAUUAUAUGAUAUCAUAUGCAAAUCCACCCUACCCAAGAAAACCUAAUCGUAUAUAAAUCCACCCUAGCCACAGAAAAUCUAUAUAUGACACAACUCAAAUCUAGACGUUUACUCAUCACCAUGAUGACCAAAAACAAACGUUCACUCCUUUUCUCUUCAGAUCAGUUUUUUACUUAUCCAAUGGAUGCCACGGCCGUGCCACCUGACUCUGACCUGUGGCUACCGGCCACGGAUAGUAUGGGAUUCGCUUACGGGCUUGUUGUCUCCAUUGGUAUACUUCUUCUAAUUACCACAAUCACCAUCACUUCUUAUUGUUUAACUCGAAGCCAUAUCUUCGCAUCUUCCCCGAGGACAAUAAGACGCCGGCAAAGACAGACCAAUGCAACUUCAGGAAAUGGCGAUGAACGGUUUCACUUCGACGGCGAUGAUCAAAACGACACCGUGGUGGUCGAAGUCUUAGGGCUAGACGAUGAGGUUAUCAAGAGCUUCCCUAAGCUUCCUUACGAAGAGGCUCGUGUGGGUUAUAGCUUGCAAAAGGAUGCCACUGCGACGUCGUGUUGUUCUAUAUGUCUCGCGGAUUACAAGAAGACAGAUAUGAUUAGGGUUUUGCCGGAUUGUAACCAUUUGUUCCACGACAAGUGCGUUGACCCUUGGCUCAUGAUUCAUCCUACGUGUCCAGUUUGCCGUACGUCUCCAUUGCCGUCUCCGGCGAAGACACCAGUCGCCGACGCUGUUAUCGGUCGAUAGAUCUUUGACUUCGUGUCUUUUCUUUAUUUACUAUAUUUCUAUUUCUGUUGACAUUCUUAGACUAUGCUAUACCUUCAAGUUGUAAAGUUUCGCGGGUGUUAUUUGGUUCGUCAUACAAACAAAAUUUAAUGGUAUACUAAUUCAUGUCCCGCACCUUGUGCAGAUUAACAUAUUUAUACAUCUAAAAAUUUUUAAUUUUAAAAUUUAUUUUUAUAAAAUAAUAAAAAUUAAAUUAAAUUACAUACAAAUUUUAAAUUAUUAUAAAUUAUAAAAUUUCAAUAUUCAUAUUGGUAAUCAAUGUAUUAAAUUAUGUUAUUUUGUUUCAUAUUUUUAUUUAUGUGAUGUAGAUUUUGGAUCAAAUCUUUUUUAUAGUAAUAACUAAAUUAAGAAAUUUUGUAUGCGAUAUUAACACAUAUUGUAUUUGGACUGAAAAGAAAUCGUGUGGUACAAAAAGGAUUAUAAAAAAAUCACAAAUAUAAAACAUUAACAAAAUAACAAUAGUUUAGGAGCGUUCAAUCUGGUAAAACCGAACCAUUCAAAACCGAACCAAACCGAAAUAGAGAAAAUAGUCUGGAUUUGGAAGUAACGAGGAUGUUAUUUAAAAAAAACAGCAGUAUAUGAAUAUAGUUCAGUAUAUUAAGGGAUCAAACCAAAUAAACAAAAGAAACUGAUUAAUUUGGAUAUAUUAGUAUACUUAUAUAUAAAUUUUAUAAUAAUUUGUAUUUGAUCAAUAUUUUCAAUAAAAAUCAGAAAAAUUAGCUAUAAUAUUAGUCAUUAAAAUUAUAAAAUGAGAAAAAAGUAAUGAUGAUAUUAUAGGUAGAUAUUGUUAAUAUCUAUUUAUUAAUUCCUAAAUAUCAUGAUAAUUAUAUUAUAUAUAUAUUAGUAUAUAUAUAUCGGUAAAAUAGGUUAAUGUUGAUUAAGUAUUUUAAAUAUCAUGAUAAAUAUAUAGAUAUCAAAAUAAAUAAAUUAAAUAAUAAUAUUAAUUACACUAAUGAUUUAUCCUAAAAUUAUGGAAAAGAUGAAAAAUAAGCAAAUUAACUAAAGAAACCGAUUAAUUCAGAUAUAAUAAUAUACUUAUAUAUAAAUUUUAUAAUAAUCUGUAUUUGAUCAAUAUUUUC
This is a messenger RNA of Brassica napus (rape), 2156 nucleotides long. Its product is annotated as putative RING-H2 finger protein ATL71. The record is from RefSeq and is a predicted model, not a curated record. The transcript has a single exon. Lineage: Eukaryota; Viridiplantae; Streptophyta; Magnoliopsida; Brassicales; Brassicaceae. Bases 307 to 1038 code for a protein of 243 amino acids.